Molecule: messenger RNA, 1062 nt
Organism: Drosophila eugracilis
Lineage: Eukaryota; Metazoa; Arthropoda; Insecta; Diptera; Drosophilidae
Product: mite allergen Der p 3
Exons: 2
Coding region: 1-1062 (353 amino acids)
Biological process (GO): proteolysis
Molecular function (GO): serine-type endopeptidase activity
Source: RefSeq, a predicted model, not a curated record
AUGAAGCUUCAAUUGCUUUUGAUCGGUUUAUUUUGUGGUUUAUGUCUCAGUUUACCCGAAAACCAACUUCAUACGGGUCAGGAAAAUCUCUUUGAGUGGCUGGGAUCUAUAUUUUUACCAACCACGACGACAGUUACUACCGAAUUAGAUUCUACUUCGACUACAACUUCAACUUCAACUUCAACUACAACUAGGAGAACCACAACAACCACAACUACAACUCCAAGACCCACAUUGGCAAGCUAUCCCAUAGAAAGGGACUGCGUUUCAUGUCGCUGUGGCCUGAUUAAUACCCUGUAUAAAAUCUUUGGGGGCCAGGAGACCCGCGUUCAUCAAUACCCCUGGAUGGCUGUGAUUCUGAUCUAUGAUAGAUUCUAUUGCUCCGGAUCACUGAUCAAUGAUCUAUACGUCCUAACAGCAGCACAUUGUGUGGAGGGUGUUCCUCCGGAAAUAAUUUCCCUGCGAUUUCUCGAACACAAUCGCAGUAAUACCAAUCAGGAUAUAGUAAUCCAGAGAUAUGUCUCCAGGGUAAAGGUGCAUGAACUAUAUAAUCCCCGAAGUUUUGACAAUGACAUAGCUAUUCUGCGUCUCGAUCAACCCGUUGAUAUGGAGAACCAUCGCCUAAGACCCAUUUGCCUGCCCGUGCAAUCCUAUAGCUUUGAUCAGGAAUUGGGUAUAGUCACUGGCUGGGGGGCUCAGAGAGAAGGUGGAUUUGGCUCUGAUGUUUUGAGGGAAGUGGAUGUUGUGGUGUUAAGCCAAACCGAUUGUCGGAACUCCACAACCUAUAAGCCGGGUCAAAUCACGGAUAAUAUGAUGUGUGCUGGCUCUGUCUCCGAGGGAGGGAAGGAUGCCUGUACUGGUGAUAGUGGUGGCCCACUUCAGACCACCUUCGAUGAACAGCCAGGACAAUAUCAACUGGCUGGGAUUGUGUCUUGGGGCGUGGGAUGUGCCAGACCCCAAUCGCCGGGAGUUUAUACCAGGGUCAAUCAGUACCUUCGCUGGCUGGGAUCUAAUACUCCAGGAGCAUGUCAUUGCAUUCCCUAUCCGGAAGAGGAUUAUUGA